UAAUGGUUUUUUUGAAGUUGUGUUGUUUUUGUUCAAACGAGGUCUAUUUAUAGAUAUUCUAGGAUUUGCUAGAGCACGAGCAAUCCUUGUUGAAUUUUUUUUGCCGUUGUAAUGGAAGCCCAUAUAAAAUGUUCCUGGUAAUUUAGAGCUAAGGGCGGCUUACCAACGUUCAAAAAGUUCAUUGCCGUCGAGACAGCUCCACAGUACAUAGUCGUCUAUUUUCUACUCAAGUAGAUGCACAGGCCUGAAAACUAGAAUAGCACAGUAUUAGUUCCAUUUGUCUCUAUCAGUUGUUACAAAGAUGGGUGACUGCUGUGAAGAAGUAGUGCAAUUUGAUCUCUUAGACUCUUCAGUUAAAAAAAUUGUUAACAAAGCCAAAGCAGUUAGGGAAAAAGCUUAUUGCCCAUACAGCAAAUUUGCAGUAGGAGCUGCAAUUUUGUGUGAAGAUGGAGCUAUAAUUGAUGGUUGUAAUGUUGAAAAUGUUUCAUAUGGUUUAACAAUAUGUGCAGAAAGGUCUGCCAUUUGCAAAGCUAUCUCUCAGGGGCAAAAAAUUUUCAAGAGUAUAGCGAUUUGUGCUGAAAUGAAAGACAAAUUUGUUGGUCCUUGUGGAGCCUGUCGUCAGGUGCUAGCUGAAUUCAGUUUAGAUAUGGACAUCUAUUUAUGUAAGCCAAACAAUGAAAUUGUUAAAACCACGGUAGGAAAACUACUGCCGCUUUCAUUCACCCCAAACUGGGUGUCGUUUUCUUCGUGAAUCGAUAAAAAAAAACAUUAGUAUCUCUGUUCAUGUUUUGCGAUAAUAAGUAACAUGUUGUAGGUUCACUAUGUUUAUUGGUUCUGUGCAAUAAAGUCACAUCAACUAACCAA
Daphnia magna is the source of this 864-nucleotide messenger RNA. Its product is annotated as cytidine deaminase. Bases 302 to 751 code for a protein of 149 amino acids. The transcript has 4 exons. NCBI's taxonomy places the organism in Eukaryota, Metazoa, Arthropoda, Branchiopoda, Diplostraca, Daphniidae. Gene Ontology annotation, molecular function: cytidine deaminase activity; zinc ion binding. Gene Ontology annotation, cellular component: cytosol. The record is from RefSeq and is a predicted model, not a curated record.